Molecule: messenger RNA, 219 nt
Organism: Racocetra fulgida
Lineage: Eukaryota; Fungi; Glomeromycota; Glomeromycetes; Diversisporales; Gigasporaceae
Source: the annotation of a GenBank genome assembly
CAAAUAUUAUAUCACAAUCUUUAGUUAAUUUUAAUGAUUAUUUUGUUGAAAAUUUUCAUAAUAGAUUACGAGCAAACAUUAAUGCUAAUUAUACUGCAGAUAAUAUUAUUGAAGAAUCAUAUUUAUUAGAUAUACAUGAUAAUCAAUUAUUUAAUACUUUUCGUAAUCAAAAAACAUAUCCAUAUACGCCAAAUCAAUUAGAUUAUUUAAUUAAAAAAA